AUGGCCACGUCCGAAUUCAAAGGACAGAUUCCUUUCCGUGCCACAGGUCAAACUACAUGUAUUCAUCACAAGGACAGACAAUUUGACAUUUACUGCGAAAAAUGCAAAGAACCAGCUUGUACGAAGUGCCUGUCUACUGUCCAUAGGAGUCAUACAGUGUGCGACCUUAUUGAAAUUACUUCUCAAAAGAAAGAAGACAUUCAAAACUUCAUAGACAAAACCGAAACUGUUGACCUUGAACAAAUUAACCAACACAUCACCUCUACUGACACACAAAUAAAGGACAAUGUCAGCAUCUUUGAAAAACUUUCAAUCGAGUUGCGGACACAAACAAUUAAACUAAAAGGAGAUCUUGACCAGUUAACAGCUCGGACUCUGUCUCUCUAUCAGCAAAUGGAGGAGGAUAACGCCAAGCUACUUCAAACCUACAAACAGGACCUGGAAAUGUACAGUACUCAGCUAAAACAACAAGUAAAGGAAUGUAAGAUAGCACUUCAGCGUGGCUCUGACAUGCAAAUCUACGACACAGUAUGUGCUAUUCAAUAUUCAGUCACUCUCCCCGUAAAACCUACCCUAGGUACUACUAGUUUCACUCCAAACCAAAAUCCGCAGGGUGACCUGAAACAAGCUUUGGGAGAGGUAAACACCUCAUAUCAAGGUCGGGGUCAAGCCUCGCUAGAUCAUGACCUGUCAGUUGGAUCAGCUGCUGUACAAGGCUCAUCCCCUACACAAGAGAGGUCAGAACACAUAAGAAAGACAUACUCUACACAACAGCAGUCAGAACGAAAGGUUAGGAUAUCACCUACACAACAUAAGUCCACAAGAAGAAAGGACGUGACCAGUCUGUUGCAUCAGACCAAUGUGUUAGGGGAGUGGACGCCUUCAUGUAUUAUAUCUUCUGUAUGUCCCACCACUGAAGGACAGGUGUGGACUAGUGAUGGUAGCAUCUUAACUCUAUUGAACAGGAAGGGCGAAGCAAUACAGGAGGUUAAACACGAUGAUGUGAUCAGAGACAUAAGUCUGUCACCAACAACCACCACACUGUGGGUCUGUGACAGGAAAAACAACAUCACUGAGCUCGUGUCGGGACGACUAGUAUAA
Mizuhopecten yessoensis (Yesso scallop) is the source of this 1101-nucleotide messenger RNA. RefSeq lists its product as uncharacterized. The record is from RefSeq and is a predicted model, not a curated record. The coding region runs from base 1 to 1101 and encodes 366 amino acids. Gene Ontology annotation, biological process: positive regulation of DNA-templated transcription. Gene Ontology annotation, molecular function: ubiquitin-protein transferase activity; zinc ion binding. Gene Ontology annotation, cellular component: nucleoplasm; chromatin. The transcript has a single exon. Lineage: Eukaryota; Metazoa; Mollusca; Bivalvia; Pectinida; Pectinidae.